AUGUCAAGAAAGGCCUGCUUCAAGUUCGAGAAUCAAUGGUUGAAAGUCGAAGGCUUCAGAGAAGUGGUGCAGGCAGCAUGGGAUAAGCCGCAGACGGGAUCAUCGCAUACCAUUCUGAGUAAGAAGUUAGCCGAGAUUGCACGGGCUCUACGCGCAUGGAGUAAGCCCCUGUUCAGCAAUGCACGACUACAGCUACAUAUUGCAAAUGAGGAUGGCACCUUGGCCUGGAACAACGAUGGCAAACAGAAGGUCCUACAGGAAUAUUUCGAAAACCUGAUCGGGAAGAAGGAACAAAGGCAAAGAACCUUCAACUGGCCAGGCGUUCAACUGAACCCAUUGCAGCAGCUGCCGGGUCUGGAAUUGGACAGACCGUUCACAGAGAGUGAAAUCGAGCAUGCUGUGAAAGGUCUACCAAAUGAGAAGGCCCCUGGCCCCGAUGGCUUCACCAACGAUUUCUACAAGCAAUGUUGGGACAUAAUCAAAAUUGACAUCCUCGUGGCCUUCAAUGCCUUCCAUAUGCAUCGCAAUGGGGCAUUGGAACACCUAAACCGUGCUGAGGUAGUGCUGCUCCCCAAGAUUGAGGUGGCAACUGAGCCGAAGGACUUCAGACCAAUUAGCCUGAUCCACUCAUUUGCGAAGCGUUUAACGAAGGAGCUUGACAAGCUGCGAAGAAGGUUCCUCUGGGCAGGUGACAAAGAGUUGACUGGGGAAAAUUGCAAGAUAGCGUGGACCAAGGUCUGUAUGCCAACUCCAAACGGUGGUGCAGGUAUCAUCGAACUGGAAAGAUUCAGUAGAGCUUUAAGAUUGCGCUGGCUUUGGUUUUAUUGGGAUGAAAGAGGCAGAUCGUGGAGAGGCUUGGAGCUGCCAGUGGACAAGCAGGAUAUAGCUCUCUUCAAUGCGGCAACUAGUGUGACAAUUGGAAACGGUGAGAAGGCUAUCUUCUGGACCUCCCGCUGGUUUCUAGGAGAGGCGCCUGCAACACUCUUCCCUGCCUUAUUCAAACACAGCAAAAGAAAUAAUAGGUCGGUGAAGGAUGCCAUUACUGACCACAAAUGGGUUCGAGAUGUGGAUCAUAGCAUGACUGUGAACAUAAUAACAGAAUUUGUGGCCUUAUGGGAAAGACUACAGGGCAUUGAGUUGAGACCAUCAGAGGAUGACAGAAAAAUUUGGCGCCACACUGCGGAUGGCCAAUACAUGGCAAAGUCUGCAUAUCAGUUGCAGUUCAUUGGAACGACUAAGUCCAUGACAGCUGAUAUUACAUGGGCAACAAAAACACCACCGAAAUGCCGCUUCUUCUCUUGGUUGAUGCUCCAGAAUAGACCAAAUGAUUACUUCUGCCCGUUAUGUAUUAGAAAUCUUGAAACGAUGUACCACCUGCUCCAAGAGUGUUGCUUCUCAAGAAUAAUUUGGGAAAAGGUUGGCUCAUGGAUCUCGGCACCAGCGUUGAAGCCGGCUAACUGGAGCCAAACGGUGGAUUUCGGUCAGUGGUUCAUUGACAUGGGAAACAGUGGCCAGGGAGCCAAGAGAGAGGGCGUCCGUUCAGUCACCAUGCUGACCGUUUGGGAUAUCUGGAAAGAAAGAAACAAUCGAGUUUUCGGUAGAACUAGCAGGUCACCACAACAACUAUUCUGGGCGAUCCAAGAUGAAGCGAGGAUGUGGAUACGUGCAGGUAACAGUGGCGUAGAGAUUAUAAUCCCGUCGACGGCGCAGCAGCAGGGCAGUGCGACUGCCGGCCAUAUGAUUUAG
Messenger RNA from Miscanthus lutarioriparius, 1746 nucleotides. NCBI's taxonomy places the organism in Eukaryota, Viridiplantae, Streptophyta, Magnoliopsida, Poales, Poaceae. The record is from the annotation of a GenBank genome assembly.